Messenger RNA from Triticum dicoccoides, 1449 nucleotides. RefSeq names its product BTB/POZ and MATH domain-containing protein 1-like. The coding region runs from base 192 to 1346 and encodes 384 amino acids. Gene Ontology annotation, molecular function: protein binding. Gene Ontology annotation, biological process: protein ubiquitination. NCBI's taxonomy places the organism in Eukaryota, Viridiplantae, Streptophyta, Magnoliopsida, Poales, Poaceae. The transcript has 2 exons. The record is from RefSeq and is a predicted model, not a curated record.
CAACUUUUUGUCCAAGGAACGUACGACGACACAAAGCCUUGAGAAAGAAGUCGAUAAACAUCAGUUUUACAUCGAAUGGAUUCUCUACGUUCCACCCUUAUAUCACCCGGGCCAAGGCACGCACGCACGCAAAUUCUAGAUCAGAUAGCACAUAAAUCGAUCGUUCGACAACCCUCGAUCUCCCUUGGAUCAUGCCGACGUCGGAGGCCGAGCUGCUGUCCGCCCUCCGCGCCGCCGGCCGGGAGCACCUCUCGGCAUCCACCGUCGCCCGGAGGCAGGAGACCGGCUCCCACCUGUUCCGGAUCGCCAACUACACGGAGGUCAAGGCGACGGUGGCCAACCGCGAGCACGUGGAGUCGAGCACGUUCACCGUCGGCGGCCACGAGUGGCGCAUCGACUGCUACCCGAACAGCUGCGUGAAGCCACACAACGGCUGCAUCUCCCUCUUCCUCCGGCGCACCAGCAGCGGCGCCGCCCACUUUCUCCGGCGUAGCGCCGGCAGCGGCGCAAAGGCCGACGUCGCCAUGGCGUCCAUCAAGUUCAGCCUGCUGGACCGGGACGGGAGCCCGGCGCGCACCCAGAGCGCGCCGCAGCGCCAGUUCGAGAAGGAGAGGUACCUCAAGGACGACUGCCUGAUGGUCCUCUGCGACGUCACCGUCGACCUCGGGCUGCGCACCGACAGCUGCACCGAGGUCGCCGCCGCGCCGGAGCCGACGGGCGAGUGGCCGCCCCCGCCGUUCGAGCUGGACGGGGAGCUCACCACGGCCAUCUGGAAGAAGCAACGGGCGGACGUGAGGAUCGAGGUCGGCGGGGAGACGCUGGCGGCGCACCGGUGGAUGCUGGAGGCCCGGUCCCCGGUGUUCAAGGAGGACCUCUCGCUCGCCUUCACAGCCGGCAAGAAGACCGCCGAGCUGCGCAUCGACGACAUGGACGCCGAGGUGGCCAGGGCCCUGAUCCGGUUCAUCUACACGGACGCGCUGGCGGCGGACGUGAGGCAGCAGCUGGACGCGGCGGCGGCCAUGGCGGAGCGCCUGCUUGUGGCGGCGCACAGGUACAGGGUGGAGAAGCUGAAGCUGAUCUGCGAGGAGGCGCUGUGCCGGCACAUCGGGAUGAGCUCCGUGGCGGCCACCCUGGCGCUGGCGGAGCGGCACCGGUGCCCCACGCUGAAGAAGGCGUGCAUGCAGUUUAUUUCUUCUCCGGCUAACCUGGUGGCGGUCGUGGCGACCGAUGGUUUCGAGCAGCUGAAGAUCGGUUGCCCGCCUGAUCUGGUCGACCUCAUGGCCAAGCACUUGGCCAAGGUUGGCGCAGUGGAUCAGUCCACGUUCGGGCCAUUUACUACCUUCUAGACAUUUUAGUUUUCUUUUCUGAAAAUUUUCUAGCCAUUUAGUUAAUAUAGAUAUUUGUAGUCAACUAGCUAAAUACAUGUGCAUUGCAACGGGGACAACUUUG